CUCUCUUCGAAUCCCCUUUCCACAAAUGGCAAUAAUCUAGGGUUCCUUCUCCGCCCUCAGAAUCUAGGGUUUCGUAACCCCCUAUAUACCUGCAAAAAGAGGACAAACUCCAUCUUCGGUAUUGUGCCUUUCAGAUCCGUUUUAGAGAGUAGUCCUUCAACUCCUACUUUCUGGGAGUGGCAUAUUUCAAGCUCCAUAAUUCUUUCAUAUUGCGGUCUUUCUGAUGUUUGGACAGCUAAGUAGUAUUGCUUGUGGCCUAUAUGAUAUUUCCUCUAAUCCUGGUGAUGAUCAUCGAUGAGCUUCUGUUCCAAUGAAACCUUGCGAAGUCCUUUUUUCAAUCAUACUCAUUUCUAUUUUGACAAAAACAGGCCAUUCGAUGUCUCCUGAUGGUGAAGUGCUACUAAGUAUUAAGUCAGCCAUCACUGAUACAGAAGGUGUACUUGCACAAUGGAAAAGUGAGGAUCCAGAUCCAUGUGGCUGGAAAGGAGUGAAAUGUGACCCCAAAUCCAAGAGUGUGGUGCAUCUGGGCCUUGCAUAUCACAGAUUACGUGGAUAUCUAUCACCUGAUAUCGGGAAGCUUCGGCACCUAAAGAUUCUAGCUCUUCAUGAUAACAAUUUUUAUGGAACGAUUCCAUCAGAAUUGGGGAAUUGCACAGCAUUAAGAGCUUUAUAUCUGCAGGACAACUUUUUAAGUGGAUUUAUACCCAAGGAGUUUGGGCAGCUUUUGGAGCUUGAGAUUCUGGAUAUUUCCAGCAACACUCUCAGUGGGACCAUUCCUGUGUCCCUUGAACAGUUGACCAAUCUUUCGACAUUCAAUGUUUCAACCAAUUUUUUGGUUGGAAAGAUACCCUCUGGAGGUGCUCUCAGUAAAUUUACCGAGCAAUCCUUUGUUGGCAAUCGUGGCUUGUGUGGGAAGCAAAUCAAUGUUAUAUGUAAAAGUGAGCUUGAAGGUCCGAUCAAUUCAGAAUCUCCAGUUGCUGGUGGAUAUCCUUCUCCAUAUGGUGUGAUAUACCAAGGGGCAAAGAAAAGGUCUGCGAGAAACUCAACUAAACUCCUGAUAAGCGCUUUGGCAACAGUUGGUGCUUUACUUCUUGUAGCAUUGAUGUGCUUUUGGGGUUGUUUUCUUUACAAAAAAUUUGGUAAAAAUGACAAACCUCAUGCAAUGGAUGUUAGUGAAGGUGCGUCUAUUAUAAUGUUUCAUGGCGAUUUGCCCUACUCUUCGAAAGAUAUCAUACGAAAAAUAGAGGCUUUGAAUGAUGAAAACAUUAUAGGUUCUGGAGGCUUUGGAACAGUUUACAGACUUACAAUGGAUGAUGGCAAUGUAUUUGCAUUGAAAAGAAUUGUAAAAACAAAUGACGGCUUGGAUCGAUUCUUUGAAAGGGAGCUUGAAAUACUUGGGAGCAUAAAGCAUAGAUACUUGGUCAAUUUGCGAGGAUAUUGCAAUUCUCCUUCUUCUAAAUUGCUGAUCUAUGAUUUUUUACCCGGUGGAAAUUUAGAUGAAGUACUUCAUGAACGAUCCGAUCAGCUGGACUGGGAUGCUCGUGUGAAAAUCAUUGUGGGAGCUGCAAAGGGGUUGGCAUACCUGCACCACGAUUGUUCCCCUCGAAUCAUACACCGCGACAUAAAGUCUAGCAAUAUAUUGCUCGAUAUGCAUAUGGACGCUCGUGUUUCUGAUUUUGGGCUUGCCAAACUACUUGAGGAUGAAGCAUCUCAUAUCACUACUAUAGUUGCCGGAACAUUUGGUUACUUGGCCCCAGAGUAUAUUAAUAGUGGCAGAGCGACGGAGAAGUCCGACGUGUAUAGUUUUGGAGUUCUUGUGCUUGAAGUUUUGAGUAGAAAGCGACCCACAGAUUCAUUGUUUAUUGAGAAAGGCCUCAAUAUUGUUGGCUGGUUGAAUCACUUGGUGGAGGAGAAUAAGCAGACGGAUAUAAUCGAUCAGCUCUGUGAGGGAGUGCAGCCAGAGAGCUUUCACACACUGCUCUCCAUUGCAAUUCAGUGUGUCUCACCCAAUCCGGAGGAGCGGCCGACGAUGCACAGGGUUCUACAGAUACUGGAAUCUGAGGUUCUAACUCCUUGCCCCAGUGAUUUCUACGAUUCAAACUCUGACUCAUAAGUCGAUAUGCCAUGUUAUUUUUUGAGUUGAUGCAGCCAUUAUACCCCUAACCACUUAGCCAUGAGGAUGAACCCCUGGUUUCAGUGAAGCAAUGAGGAUGAACCCCUGUUUCUGUGGAGCAAAGACAAUCACACGGGUUCGGAAUGCCACAAAACCCCAAUUUUGGCUAUAAAAACCGGAGAGGCUUGGAAUCUACUUUGUAUUCUUUAAUUCAUUGUGGAGUACGACUGUUUCAGUCGCACGUUGUUAAUAUUGUUGCUAUUGAUUAUAAAAAUAAGUUGCAGCAUUUUGUACAAGGCAAGUGAGGAGGAGAAGAAUCGUUUUGAAGAGAUGGAAGGGGGAAGGAUCAGAGUUGUUUUGCUGAUGUAAUAUUUCUGAGGCUCUAGCUUGUAUGAAUAGUAUAUGUUAUGGCAUGUGCUUAGAAAAUUUUCCACUUC
Messenger RNA from Amborella trichopoda, 2550 nucleotides. It is a transcript of the gene FEI1, whose product is annotated as Leucine-rich repeat protein kinase family protein. Lineage: Eukaryota; Viridiplantae; Streptophyta; Magnoliopsida; Amborellales; Amborellaceae. Gene Ontology annotation, molecular function: protein kinase activity; protein binding; ATP binding. Gene Ontology annotation, biological process: protein phosphorylation. The record is from RefSeq and is a predicted model, not a curated record.